Molecule: messenger RNA, 748 nt
Organism: Botrytis deweyae
Lineage: Eukaryota; Fungi; Ascomycota; Leotiomycetes; Helotiales; Sclerotiniaceae
Exons: 4
Coding region: 71-748 (225 amino acids)
Source: RefSeq, a predicted model, not a curated record
UAUAUAGAAUAGCCCUCAUCGAACUCCCAGCAUGCAAAAAGAUUAGAUCUUGUCGAUAUCGGUCGGAAAUAUGAAUUCUUUACCAAAACCAGCCCCUUCAAACCGGAAACCAUUGAUUCCCCCAAAAGAUGAAAUGGUAAAUUUGAGGACCAAUCGCAAUAAAAGAGCAAGGACCAAUGUUUCAGAGCGGGGUGAUGUUGACGACGAUGUUGACAACGCAAUGGCAUUCAUAAGAAAAGCCUUAUUGGCCAAAUCGUUAGAGAUUAAGAGACUCGAAUCACGACUUGAACAAAUGAGCUCGGAGUCCAGUGCAGCCAUGUCAAGAUUCCAGCAACUAUCCGAUGAUAAUGCAGCUCUGGAGAAAGAAAACAAAGACCAAGCCGAGACAAUUGAGAUCUAUCGACUCCAGUUGUCAAACAUCAGAAAAGAAAUGCGGAAAUCGAUCUCUAGGGCGGAAGAGAAAUGCAGAAAAAUCUUGUUUUCGAAUGCCCGACUAGAGGAAGGAUGGGGCAACAUGGCAGAGAUAAGGGACCUCACAGAAGUUAACAUGAAGAAGUUUACCGAGGAACAGGGCUUUUGCUCCCAUACUGCCUUUACUCUUCAUCGGCCUGUUAUUUAUUUCAAGAUAAUCGAUGAGCGGACGUUUCUUAUUGUUCUUGAUGGUGCGCCGACUGUGGGACCUACUGCUGAGCGAAUUGAGAUACUAUCAGGAUAUGAACCAUGUGAUCGUAAGAGGGCACUGUAUUAG